Molecule: messenger RNA, 2757 nt
Organism: Ictalurus punctatus (channel catfish)
Lineage: Eukaryota; Metazoa; Chordata; Actinopteri; Siluriformes; Ictaluridae
Gene: pdlim2
Product: PDZ and LIM domain 2 (mystique)
Exons: 11
Coding region: 542-1639 (365 amino acids)
Biological process (GO): heart development; actin cytoskeleton organization; muscle structure development
Cellular component (GO): Z disc; stress fiber; adherens junction
Molecular function (GO): actin binding; muscle alpha-actinin binding
Source: RefSeq, a predicted model, not a curated record
ACAUCUCAGAGCGAGAGCUCGCGCUGAAAACCACAGUGGCGAGGUGUGCAGUCACACACGCACGCGCGCCGCAUAAAGGUUAAAAAGCAAGCGCGAGCUCCUGUGGCAGGUUUGCGUUUAAAAAGAAAAAAAGGGGGAAAAAAAGGGAGGCAGACCUUAAGAGUUGCAUGGUGUUAUUUUCUGUGUAAGAAGCCUUCGUUACAGACAACCAUUCUACAUUACUUAUUUAAUUUUUGUUUUUUUUGUACGUUUUGUUUUUGACACGAGGGGCUGCGCGCGCGGAAAAUCACACGCAGGUGUCACCGUUUGUAGCUAAUUUAUUAGAAUUAUUAUUAUUAUUAUUAUUAUUAUUUAUCUCAGCGUUGGCGUCGUGUACUAUUUUGUUUUAAACUCUGGUUAGAAGCCUGGGCCGUAUGCGUUUUUGGAUUUCUAAAGGAGACGGGAACCAAAAAACAGACGAGCAAAACCAAAUCAUUAUUAUCAGGAGGAGACUGUCAGUUAGAGCUCCAUAAGGUGGUGCACAGCGUGCUGCGGUCUCAUCAUGGCUUUCACAAUGAACCUGGCUGGCCCGUCUCCCUGGGGCUUCAGAAUAUCUGGUGGGCGGGACUUCAAGAAGGCCAUAACAGUCUCCAAGGUGAACCCCGGCAGUAAAGCCGAGAAGGCCUCUCUCCAACCCGGCGACGUAAUCAUGGAAAUAAAUGGAGAAAACACCGGUGACAUGCUGAACGUAGAGGCACAAAACAAAAUCAAGAACUCCACAACACGACUGCAGCUGCUAGUGGAGAGGCCAGCCCCUUCGAGUCCAGGUCAAACCAACGGGAUCAGUUCCACAGAGCAACUGGUGGGCCGUUUCAAGGAAACCCUGCAUGUGAGGGAUGAGAACCAGAACUACAGAGAGUACUCCAUCUCCAGCCCCAAAUCUUUCUCUCCAGGCCCAUACUCUCCAGAGCCACCCUCCAGCCCUGAACGUAAGGGGGACAGGAUCAUGCCCACCACGAAGAGCCCAGUGUUCCACUCCUGGACUCCUGAAGAGAAAAUCACCAGUAACCGACUGUCCAGGCCACUUUCCCAGGAGUUUUCCCCGGCGGACUUCCGCAGCAACUCUGCGUCCAGUCGAACUCCGACGCCUCCUGAACGCUACUCGCCACACAGUCCGAUGGAGCGCGAGAUACCCGUCUCCCCCCGCCGCAACAGCUCGGACUUUGCGAUGCAGCGGUUCGAUCGUGAAUCGGAGGUGUACAAGAUGAUCCAGGAGAACAAGGAGUCCCGCGCAGCUCCUCGCCAGUCCAACACCUUCAAAAUGCUGCAAGAGGUGUUGGAGGCGGAUGAGAAAGAGGCUGCUCUCAGGUUUCCAGGGAAGCUGUCGCCGAACCCACCGAAGCCUGUGUCGCCUGUCGCUGGAGUGCAGAAAUACCACAUCUGUGAAAAAUGUGGCAACAACAUCGUCACCCAGGCGGUGAGGAUCGUGGACGAGCGUUUCCGCCACCCCGAGUGCUACACGUGCACAGACUGCGGCCUCAACCUGAAGAUGCGCGGCCACUUCUGGGUGGAAAACGAGCUGUUCUGCGAGAAGCAUGCACGCGAACGCUAUCAGGGGCCCGGUGCGGGCUACCGCUACCACGUCUCCCCUCAGCACUGAGUCCUGCGCUCCCUCACUCAUUACAGCACAGAGAGCACAGCGGACUCUGAGAAACCUGCUUAGAACACACAGCUCGAAUUUUUUUGCUUUAGAGGAAGACCCCGCCCUCUACCUCUUCAGCUGUAUGUGAAGCGUGCUAGCUGUUGACUCUGGGAGGGGACGAGGGGGUGUAUAAACCAGUACAGCGAGUAUCCUACACUUUAAACCAUGCCUGCCAGUUCUUCACAUUGUAUUAGGCUUUUUGUUUCCGUAUACAUUAUCUCAUUCCCACGGAUUCAUGUAAACGUCUUUCUAUGUUCGGUUGGGUUUCACGAAAAUGUACGAACUCGGGAUCUGCUUCAUGCGAUAAUAAUCAUCAUUUAAAAAAAAAAAAAAAAAAAAUGUAUAGUUCACACGGGACUGGUUUCCAUUGUGUGUUUGUGUGCGUAAGUUUAACGUAGCCUACGUUUUUGAGCGAUUUAUCAGUUGAAAGUAUUUUGCCCGUUCAUAUAUAAUAUACAGAAACACGCAUACAAACACACGUUCUUGUAUAAGCACAUCCAUUUAACUCAGGGCUGCUCGAACAGUGGCCCAAAACGAUCAACAGAAACCGGCAGCAGUCGUAUGCACGGAUCACAUUCCAGCCCAUUGACUUGACUUAUUUUUAAAAUGUUUUGGGCAGCCCUGAUGUAUCACUUUUUCAUUUACUUUUUUUUUUUUUUUUUUCCCCAUCUACAAGGGAAAUGUAUAUCAAAGCAAUACUAGUAAUAACAUAUUUGUGUAAAUAUCAGUGUUUUUCUCUUCCAGUGGUUAAAUAUAUAGAGAAUGAUGGUGGACAGGGUUGUAUGUGUGUGUUUCCAUGCAUGUCAGAAUUGACAUAGGGUACACAUCACUUUGAUGAUAUGACCAAAGUGAGAGAAUGAAUAUAAAGCUAGUUUUUUUUUUUUUGUUUGUUUGUUUUUGUUUUUUAAAUACUGGCCUUCACACAAGUGACACAUUUCCAUACACGCAGAACUCCACCACUGGUGACUUUGUUUGAUGGAUGACUUCUGAUAAAAAAACGAUGGUGUGAAUUAUAAUGUUGGCUGUGCUUUCCUCACCUGUUUUUCUUUUUCAAAUAUAAAACUUACUGAUGUAAA